Messenger RNA from Ectocarpus sp. CCAP 1310/34, 1580 nucleotides. Lineage: Eukaryota; Phaeophyceae; Ectocarpales; Ectocarpaceae. The record is from the annotation of a GenBank genome assembly.
UGCCACGUGGGGAGGCGGCGGAGGUGCCGCAGGGGACGGCACAGGUAGUGCCAAAAAAGUUCGGGUGUCCAAGCCCGGACGGGACACCGGCAAAAGCAAGUUUUCGAUGACGCAGCGAUUGCAGAUUGUCAAGGAGGUCCAGGGCGGGGCUUAAGAGGAGCAUGGUUGGUGCAAAGUGGAACGUCGGUACUUCGUACAUCAUCAGCAAGUUGGUGGACCCGGAGAAAAUCGCUGAGCUUGAGAAAGUCCGCGACAUGGAGCUCAACCAGGACGCCCUCCGCGCCCCGAAGCCGGUACACGACGAAGUGGAAGAGAAACUACGCAAGUGGAUCAAGAUCGCACGAGAACGCUCUAAUGUAAGUACAUAUUUGGCAUUAGUCAUGUGUUGGUCAGGAUACAACUUGGUUGUCUAUACGCCUACACCUUUCCGCCCCUACACCUCCUCCCACUCUCGACCAAGCUGCUGGGCAACCAAGAUUGGCGUGAGUGGUUCGAUGAUCCAGGCCCAGGCCUUGAAGAUCGCGGCGCAGAUGGGGAAGGCCAACUUCAAGGCGACCAACGGCUGGCUACAUCGCUUCCUGAAACGCUACAGCUUCACUUACGUCCAAUUGCGCGGAAAAGCUGGCGACGUGGACAAGCAGAAGGUGGCAGAGGAGAUCGAGAGGAUUCGUGAGCAACUGCAGGAGUUCGACGUCGAGUUCAUUUUUAACAUGGACGAGAUGGGACUUUUCUUCCGCUGCUUCCCGAGAGGUACACACGUCACGAGGGGGCAGGCCGCCGCCGGCGUCAACAGCAAAACCGCGCGGGGUUCGAAGGCCAUGAAGGCCAAGGAUCGGUGCACGGUGGUCGCCUGCUGCAAUACGAUCGGGUCUCUGAUGGUGCCGUUGGCCGUCAUCAGCACGUCGAGAAAAUCGAUGAUUUUCCGCCACGUCCGCAAAACCGCCAUGUCCCUACUUCGCCCAGGAGAGUGCCUGGCUCGACGCAGCCAUUUGCCAGCGGUGACCUCAUCGAGGACUGGGACACCGUCNAUCCCCUUCGUCAAAGGCAAGACCUCCAAGAAGGAGGCCCUCUUGUGGGACAACUGCCCCGGCCACAAGAUCGAAAGCAACGACUCGCAGGUCGUCAUCAUCCUCUUGCCUCCGAAUGUCACUUCUAUCUACCAGCCCACGGACAUGGGCAUCCUGUUUGUACUCAAGUGCCAGUACAAAGCCGAGGUGGUGGCAAGGCUGGCAGACCUCAUCGAGGACUGGGACACCGUCCGUGCACGAAAAACCCAAAGAGGGUGCCGGGGCCUCAGCGAUGCAGGACAGGCGACAAUGCUGGACGUCACGGAGAUCUGUUCCCAGAAGUGGCACAUCCUUCCCAGGGAGCACUGCAACGUUCUCAAGGGCAUGGACACGCGGCUUGACCGAGAGGCCAAGGACGACGCGGCAAUCAUGGACGGCCUUUGUGACAUGGUCUCAAAAAUGUCGAUGCCAGCUAGCGCAACGGACUAUAGGUCCAUGCCGCGAGUGUUGACGAACAAUUUGUUUGUCGAGAAGGGCACAGACCUCACAUAGCAGGAAGUCCGAACGGCGGUC